AUGGAAAAUUUGGGCGAUCAAAAGAAUCGGCCAUGCGACGAUCAACUACUUGCUCACUGUCCCUGCACCUGUUUACUGGCUUCCACUGUAAUCAGAUUGUUUCGGAGGACGACGGGUUAUGUGAUAUGGCCUCCUGAGCCAGGACCGUUGAGGGAAGAACAGGCUGAGAAGUUGAUAUGGAUCAUUCGACAAUUCACAGAGAGAAACUGGAAAGAAAUAGUGGAGUGUUUCAAGGUUCAAGCAGAUCAAAUCAUGAGUGGUCCCUUUCCAAAAGAGGAGGAUAAAUAUAUAGUUGAAUUGGUCAACACUUAUGGUCGGAAGUGGUGGUCCGGUAUGGCAGUAACAAUUCCUGGAUGCACCGGAAAACAAUGUCGAGAGGGGUGGCUUAGUCAUCGUUGUUCCAACAAUAAUGAAGAAUUGGUGGAGGAUGAGGAACGAGCUUUGCUCUGCACUCAUCAAGUUUAUAGAAACAUAUGGUUAGAGUUGACUAAUUUCGUGCCCCAUAGAACUGAGAAUACAGUCAAGAAGCAAUCGAGCAAGAAGAGACCUGGUGCGCCCUCAGCUUCAGGACUAGAUUUGCAGUUCCGUGCCCUGUCUCUUGUUGGCCGUCCUAAUCCCCCAGAUGUGUCUAUCUCAUCUACAGGAACCCCAAAACUCAGGAAGAUCGUCAAAUUUAAAACUGGAAAUAGGGAAAAUGCACGUCCCAAACUAGACCCAAUCAGCACCAUCGAAAGGAGAGAAGCAACUGUCUUUUUGGAUGAGGGUUAUGAGCCUGUAGGAAUGCCUAAAUUUCAACCAGCAAACAAAAGGUCCAAGACAACUAAUAAGUUGCUGUGUAGUCUGCACAUCAGCAGUCAGUGCAGCCUUCAGUCUAACAAAACUUGGAAACUUAUUGUGGCAAACAAAAGCCGCAAGUUGUCGACUGGACUCGAGAUAAAGGGGCCGGUUAAGAAGCAUUCAGAAGAUUUUGUAGAGAUGCCUUUUCCUUUAAAUGUUGGGUAUGAGGUUCAUGAUGAAUAUGUACCUGAGGACGAAUAUGGAAUAGAAAUGGAGAUGGACGACAAAGAGAGUCGAAAUGAAGAGUCUGCAGAAAAAGAAGAUGAGGUUGUAGAAAGGCAUGUUCUGUUAGGCGUGUGCGGAGGUGUAUCAGCUGGCAAGGUCAUGGAUAUCUGCAACAGUCUGCGUGCUCUAAAAAACAAUAAGGUUUGUAUUAAGGUGGUGCUAACUGAAUCUGCCUUGCGCUUUAUCGAUCGGACCAAGCUGGCGAUGCAGCUUCAAAUAUACACAGAUGAGGAGUUCUGGAAGUUUCUUAAUCUGCAUGGCCCUAAUCCCUUAUACACAACACUCGUAAAGGAGGCAGAUGUUCUUGUUAUUGCCCCCUUAUCUGCAAAUACACUGUCCAAGGCAGCCAUUGGAAUGUGUGACAAUCUACUGACAUGUAUCAUGAGGGCUUGGCCUUGGGUCGGUGUGAACUCCAAAACAGUGAUCCUCUUUCCAGAAGUUCAACCGAUAAUGUGGAUUCAUCCAACCACACAAGAACAUGUGGCGACAUUGCUGAGUUGGGGAGCAAAGUUCGGUCACCCGGCAACUAAUAAUGUGAUGGCUCCACCAGAGGACAUUGCUGGUGAUGUAGCAGCAUUCAUGAAUUGGAGCGAGGGAUGA
Striga hermonthica is the source of this 1662-nucleotide messenger RNA. Lineage: Eukaryota; Viridiplantae; Streptophyta; Magnoliopsida; Lamiales; Orobanchaceae. The record is from the annotation of a GenBank genome assembly.